AUGUCGUCAAUUCAAUUGCUCAAUCCAAAGGCUGAAUCAAUAAGAAGAGCCCAGGCCCUCCAGGUGAACUCUGCCGCGGCGCAAGGGUUGCAGAGCGUGUUGGCGUCGAAUCUUGGACCAAAAGGGACCCUCAAGAUGUUGGUGGACGGGUCAGGAUCGAUCAAGUUAACCAAGGACGGUAAAGUGUUAUUAUCAGAGAUGCAAAUCCAACACCCUACUGCGGUAAUGAUUGCCAGAGCCGCCACUGCGCAAGACGAAAUCACCGGCGAUGGGACCACCACCGUGGUGUUGUUAGUGGGUGAAUUACUCAAACAAGCCGAACGGUUCAUCACCGAAGGGGUCCACCCACGAAUCAUCACUGAUGGGUUUGAAAUUGCUAGAAAAGAAACCCUUGAGUACUUGAACAAGUUCCAACAAAAGAGAUUGGCCAGCGAAUUGGACAGGGAAACCCUUUUGCAAGUGGCCAGAUCGUCAUUGUCAACCAAGGUUAAUGGGAGAUUGAGCGAAGUGUUGACCCCAAUUGUCACUGAUGCAGUGUUAUCAGUGAGAGACCCUGAGGAUCCAAAGAAGAUUGAUCUACAUAUGGUGGAAAUCAUGACCCAACAACAUGAAACUGCGUACCAGACCAAAUUCAUCAAAGGGUUGGUGUUGGACCACGGGGCCAGACAUCCUGAUAUGCCAAAAGUGGUGAACAACGCGUAUGUGUUGAUCUUGAACGUCAGUUUGGAAUACGAAAAGACAGAAGUCAACUCUGGUUUCUAUUACUCGUCUGCCGAACAACGUGCCAAAUUGGUGGAAAGUGAACGAAAAUUCGUCGAUGAUAAAUUGAGAAAGAUUGUCGAUUUGAAGAACGAGGUUUGUGGAUUGGACAGUGAUAAAGGGUUUGUGAUCAUCAACCAAAAGGGGAUUGACCCAAUGUCGCUCGAUGUUUUGGCAAAGCACAACAUUCUUGCCUUGAGAAGAGCCAAGAGACGUAAUAUGGAAAGAUUGCAAUUGGUCACCGGUGGGGAAGCCCAAAACUCUGUCGAUGACCUCAGUGCCAAAGUGUUGGGUUAUUCUGGUAAAGUCUGGGAACAAACCAUUGGCGAAGAGAAGUUCACUUAUGUCACCGAAAACAAGGAUCCUAAAUCGGUGAGUAUUCUUAUUAAAGGGGCCACCCAACACGUGUUGAAACAAACCCAAGACGCCGUCAGAGAUGGGCUCAGGGCGGUGGCCAACGCCAUAAAGGAUGAGUCGUUGGUGCCGGGGGCCGGGGCGUUCUUUUUGUCUGCCAACAACAACUUGACCGAGAAUUUGUCCAAGUUGACCAAGGGGAAAACCAAGACCGGGGUGCAAGCGUUUGCCGAAGCAUUGCUCGUGGUUCCAAAGACUUUAAUCACUAACGCUGGUUUCGAUGCCUUGGAGGUGAUUUCCAGCUGUCAAGACGAUAUUUUGGAAGGCAGAGUGGUGGGGAUUGAUUUGGAGUCUGGCGAACCGUUUGACCCGGAAGUCGAAGGGAUUUGGGACUCAUUUAGAGUGUUGAGAAACGCCAUCACUGGGGCGGUGGGGAUUGCUAGCAACUUGUUGUUAUGUGAUGAGUUGUUGAAAGCUGGCCGGUCAUCUUUGAAAGAAGGACCGCCAGGGGUGCCAGGAAUGUAA
Saccharomycopsis crataegensis is the source of this 1638-nucleotide messenger RNA. It is a transcript of the gene CCT6, whose product is annotated as chaperonin-containing T-complex subunit CCT6. Gene Ontology annotation, cellular component: chaperonin-containing T-complex. Gene Ontology annotation, molecular function: ATP hydrolysis activity; ATP binding; ATP-dependent protein folding chaperone. The coding region runs from base 1 to 1638 and encodes 545 amino acids. The record is from RefSeq and is a predicted model, not a curated record. Lineage: Eukaryota; Fungi; Ascomycota; Saccharomycetes; Ascoideales; Saccharomycopsidaceae. The transcript has a single exon. Gene Ontology annotation, biological process: protein folding.